AUGUCCUUAGCUGCCGCCACCACGGCCGUGAAGAUUGGAAUAAUUGGUGGGACCGGCCUGGAUGACCCAGAGAUUUUAGGAGGAAGAACCGAAAAAUAUGUGGAUACACCAUUUGGCAAGCCAUCCGAUGCCUUAAUUUUGGGGAAGAUAAAGAGCGUUGAUUGUGCCCUUCUUGCAAGGCACGGGAGGCAGCACAGCUUUGUGCCUUCCAAAGUCAACUACCAGGCAAACAUCUGGGCUCUGAAGGAGGAGGGUUGUACCCAUGUCAUCGUGACCACAGCCUGCAGCUCCCUGAGAGAGGAAAUCCAGCCCGGUGACGUCGUCGUCAUCGAUCAAUUCAUCUACAGGACCACCACGAGGCCUCAGACCUUCUAUAAUGGGAGCCAUUCCUGUGCCCGAGGAGUGUGCCAUAUUCCAAUGGCAGAGCCAUUCUGCCCCAAGACCAGAGAAGUCCUCAUGGAAACUGCCAAGAAGGUAGGACUCCGAUGUCACUCGAAGGGGACAGUGGUCACAAGAGGGCCCCGGUUUAGCUCCCGAGCUGAAAGCUUCAUGUUCCGUACCUGGGGGACAGAUGUGAUCAACAUGAUCACAGUUCCAGAGGUGGUUCUUGCGAAAGAGGCUGGGAUUUGCUAUGCCAGUAUCGCCAUGGCAACCGAUUACAAUUGCUGGAAGGAACACGAGGAAGCAGUUUCCGUGGACAGGGUCUUAAAGACCCUGAAAGAAAAUGCCAACAAAGCCAAGAGUUUACUCCUCACCGCCAUACUGCAGCUCGGGUCCAUGGAAUGGUCGGAAAUACUCCGGAACCUGAAGAAUACAGCCCAGUUCUCCGUUUUAUUGCCAAGACGUGGAAAUGGUGUCCUGCCCAGAAGAAAAGAUGACUCUCUCAUUCUACUCACUUUGGGAAUUCCUGCUGAACUUAAAAGAAAAUGGAAGACAUGCCGUUUCCAUGGCCUUCCUGCUUAG
Molecule: messenger RNA, 963 nt
Organism: Echinops telfairi (small Madagascar hedgehog)
Lineage: Eukaryota; Metazoa; Chordata; Mammalia; Afrosoricida; Tenrecidae
Product: S-methyl-5'-thioadenosine phosphorylase-like
Biological process (GO): nucleoside metabolic process
Cellular component (GO): cytosol
Molecular function (GO): S-methyl-5-thioadenosine phosphorylase activity
Source: RefSeq, a predicted model, not a curated record